AUGCUCCGCGGCUCCGCUCUGCUCCUCCUCCUCCUCCUCUGCUCCGCCUCCGCCUUCGAGCCUCUGCCGGAGGAGGCGGCUCCCCGCCGGGCCCGUUUCUCUGCCAACAGCCCGACUGAUGUGGCCAGAUGUUUGAGCGGUGCCGUGACCGUCGGCUGUGGGUUCUUCUCCUGUCUGGAAAACUCCACCUGCGACACUGACGGGAUGCACGAGCUCUGCGAGCUGUUCCUGCACACCGCCGCAAGCUUCAACACCGAGGGUAAGACGUUCGUCAAGAAGAGUCUGCACUGCAUGUCUCAGGGAAUUUCGGGCAAAGUCUUCCAGUCCAUCCGCCGCUGCAACAUCUUCCAGAGGAUGAUCGCUGAGGUUCAAGAAGAGUGCUACACCAGCCUGGACAUCUGCACUGUGGCUAGGACUAACCCUGAUGCCAUUGGAGAGGUGGUGCAGGUGCCUACUCAUUUCCCCAACAGGUACUACAGCACCCUGCUCCAGACGCUGCAGGCCUGUGACGAGCAGACGGUAGCGGCGGUGAGGGCCGGGAUCAUGUCCCGGUUGGGCCCCGACAUGGAGAUCUUCCUCCAGCUCAUCCAGAACAAACCCUGCACCACAGACUCUGGCUCAGCCGCCUACAAUAACCCUUCCAGCUGGAGGAACAUGCCCGUGUUCAACAUCCAGCCAGGCUUCAGAGGCCGAGACCCCACCCACCUGUUCGCCAGGAGAAAGGCCCUGGAGGGAUCUGAAUGGCUGCAGGGUCUCAGAUUGCAGCCAAUAGGAAACUGGAGCAAGCCCAGAGAGCAGGAUGGAAGCAGCACAGCACACAUUCAGAUAAAAUACAAUAUCUCUGGUAUUAGGAGGGAGCGGCAGCGGGAUCAGGGUUUUCUGAUCAAAUGA
Messenger RNA from Pelmatolapia mariae (spotted tilapia), 891 nucleotides. RefSeq names its product stanniocalcin-like. The transcript has 7 exons. Gene Ontology annotation, cellular component: extracellular region. Gene Ontology annotation, biological process: intracellular calcium ion homeostasis. Lineage: Eukaryota; Metazoa; Chordata; Actinopteri; Cichliformes; Cichlidae. The coding region runs from base 1 to 891 and encodes 296 amino acids. Gene Ontology annotation, molecular function: hormone activity. The record is from RefSeq and is a predicted model, not a curated record.